This is a messenger RNA of Cercospora beticola, 3780 nucleotides long. RefSeq names its product hybrid sensor histidine kinase/response regulator. Gene Ontology annotation, cellular component: plasma membrane. Lineage: Eukaryota; Fungi; Ascomycota; Dothideomycetes; Mycosphaerellales; Mycosphaerellaceae. Gene Ontology annotation, biological process: phosphorelay signal transduction system; protein autophosphorylation. The record is from RefSeq and is a predicted model, not a curated record. Gene Ontology annotation, molecular function: phosphorelay sensor kinase activity; histidine phosphotransfer kinase activity.
GUUCUACACCUACUACGACUCCGUCCUCGCCCACGUCGGAGUGCAGCCCCAGUUCUGCGACCUCAACGAGCCCCAGGCCGCCGCCGACCACGUCCCCAGCGCCUCGUGCGACACGACGCUGACGAGCUUCACGCAGCUCGCCGCCUUGCGCCUGGCGGCCAAGCGGUCCAUGCUCUUCUUCUUCGAUGCUGCAUUCGCCUAUGUCAUCGCCGAAUCCACGCGCACCCUCUCCCUCGCCGACGACGCCGUGCAUGCUCCCGAGGAUGCGCUGUGGCUGGGCUUCUCCAGGAUCCCGCGAGGCUUGUCCGUGUGCGAGGUCACCGUCGACCUGCCGUCGAACCAGGGCUCGAAUGCGCAGGAGCCGGGCACGGCCGCCGUUGCCCACAUCAUCAACAACCUGGCCGAGGACACGCGCUUCUGCAACCAGCCCUACGUGCACAAUGGGCCCAAGGCACGCUUCUACGCCGGCGUGCCCAUCACCACCGCCCGAGGCAUCAAUAUCGGAGCCCUCUGCGUUCUGGACGAUCGACCGCGUGAUGGACUCGACGCUUCCCAGGUCGACUUCCUCCGUUCCAUGGCCACAUCGGUAAUGUCACAUCUCGAGUUGGUGAAAGCGAAACAAGACAACCAACGCAGUCACAACAUGACUUCUGCCCUCGGUGCCUUUAUGGACGGCACGUCGGAACCCGCCGACUGGUGGCACCGUGGUGCGCGCCAUCCUGCAUCACAUCCAAACGCCCAUCUCCGCCAACAAAUCGACGCGCGGUCUGGAGUACAUGGAGAUCCUCCCUCGAAAAACGGGCCCCGUGCAUCUCGAAGAGGAGAGACUGUCGUACGGCAGGAUCCCCCAAAUGACGAAUCCAGCUCCGACGGAUUGGCCACCUUUGGCAAAUCCCUAGUGGUCAACGGAUUGCCUGCGCGAAUAGCGGCGACAAUGGCUCGUGCAGCUGGACUGCUUCAGACUGCACUGACCGCUGACGCUGUAAUCUUUCUCGAUGUCAUCUCUCGUGUAGGGUCCAUCAGUGGUGCUCCAGGUCUAGCGCGAAACGGAACCGAGACGGAUACCUCUCAUACGUCUGAUGUUGCCGAUGCCGCCCACCAAGGUAACCAAAAGUCACAGAAUGCUCUUGCAUCGCAGGCUGUUCCGUCACACAGCGCCGUGUUGGGCGCAGCGUUCUCACAUACCGGCGAUGCUAACACCAAGGACGAAAAGUCUCGGGCACAAGUCAACUUUCCAGACCAAGUCUUGAGGGGCCUUCUGCGUCGCUAUCCCUAUGGUCAAAUCUGGCAUUUCAACGCCGAUGGUGAUGCUUCAGACGACGAAGGCUACUCCUCCGAGGAGCUCUCUUCCAUCACUAGCACUACUGAGUCUGCCGAGUCAGACAUAGGAACUGGACAAACCCCAGCUGGCAAACGUGCUGCCAAAAAGCUACGCGCUCGAGUCAAAAGCGGGCGCAUAAUUCAAGAAAUUUUCCCCGGCGUUCGAAGUUUCAUGAUCAUUGGCAUUUGGAGACCUGCAGAGGAACGCUGGUUUGGGGCCGCGGUGGUGUUGAGCUACUCUCCCACUCGAAUUUUCUCGUACAGCAGUGAACUGAGCUACAUGGCAGCAUUCUGUGAUGUUGUGCUUGCGCAGGUCGCAAGUCUGGAAGCCCAAGAACUUGGCCGGUCCAAAAAGGAGUUCAUAUCGUCAAUCUCCCACGAGCUGAGAUCGCCGCUUCAUGGUAUUCUCGGCAGCUCUGAAUAUUUGCUUGAACAAGAAGAGGACCCCACGAAGUUGGAAAUGGCUCGCUCCGUCAACUCGUGUGGCACUACCCUUUUAGAUAUUAUCAAUGACCUGCUUGAGUACUCGGGCUUAAACCAGAAAACUGCAAAACGAAAAAAGUCUCCCCAUGCUCAGGCAAUGGACAAAACCUCAGCGACCGCGCCUACUGUCAUGGUGAGCACAUUGACUGAAGACGCUGUCGACAUUGCCUAUUUGAGCUUUGAGCAUCAGAAUACGGGGUAUCACGGUCUCACUGACCAGGUAGGAAACGGGCCACCAGUCUUGAUCUUGAACAUCGAGGCAGCUGAGAGCUCAGAAUGGCUUUUCCCCAUGCCCAAUGCUCAAUGGAAGAGGAUUUGCUUGAAUCUUGUGACUAAUGCUCUAAAAUACACGCCAAAAGGCUACGUCAGUGUGACCUUACGCAAAGAUUGCCAAUCAGAGGCAGCAGAGGACCACAAACGAUACAUCACGCUUAUUGUUGAGGAUUCCGGCAUCGGUAUGUCGCAAGAAUUUCAAGACAGAGACUUGUUCUCGGCAUUCAGGCAAGAAGAUAGUCUUGCACCUGGCACAGGGCUUGGUCUAAAUCUGGUUGCCAACAUUGUGAAGUCAAUGGACGGUACAGUGCGCGUGCAGAGCGAAGCAGGUGUCGGCACGACUGUCACGGUCUCUAUACCGUUUGUGCAUUGCACUCCAACUCCGUUACCAGAGUCACGACCAGGUUCGCCACCGUUAUCUCGCCAUUUUUGGACUGUUGACUUCGUAGGGUUUGAUGCCCGCGGAGCAGAUGCAGACGUGCAGUCACCGGAGGCUGAGGCCAACAUUCGAUUUUUACAAAGUCUGAGGCACUAUUGCAGCGAACUUGGCUUGGACGUGCAGUCCGUCGGAGAUGCACAUGGGCACCGAUCGACUUUCAACAUUGUAUGGCAGCCAGCACUGGACUUUGCAUAUCCAGCUUACAGUGCCGGUUCACGGUCCCAUCCCUUAUCAGGUUCAAGACUGCAGACUCCGGCAAUCGUCAUGUGUAAGAGUCGCACGUCUGCUAUCCAACUGCAAUCUAGCCGUUCUGCGAUUGCCCUGCCGGAUGAAAUGAGUUUUCUUUGGCCGCCAAUAAGCUCUGCAAAGCUCAGUACCGCCAUUUCAACUUUGAUCAUGUCGUCUGCAGGAACACAGCAGGAACCCAUGUUCUCAGGUCACAGCGGCACCAGGUCUAACUCCAUCCAGAUAGACCCUUUACCAGAGCACAGCCGUACACGCGCGCACACCAGUGGAUCUCUAUCCUCAGACCAUGCGCAAGAAAACGCGGGAGAGCCGCAAGGAUCCGCAGAUCCCAAACCAUUUCCUGAACAGGGACGGAUGCUGGCGCAGCGGCCGCAGCUGACAAGGAGCGGGAGCGAACCAACGACAACGUCAACGUCAACAACAGCACUCACAGGCAACCUCAGGGCGUCGUUUCCCAUCCCGCAGCGUCCACACCACCAUGUAGCGCCGGUCGCAACAUCCGGGCUGACUAACAUCUCCCUUUUGCUGGUGGACGACAACGCCAUCAACCUCCGUAUUCUCGAGGCCUUUGCAAAAAAGGGCGGUCAUGCUUACAGAAAAGCGUACAACGGUCAGGAGGCCGUAGACUUGUAUCGCAACGCCGCAAUCACAGGGCCUGGUGAAUCGCGGAAAGGUACCUCUACCAGCGCAAGCGAUCCGCAGGGGGACAUGACGACGAUGAGAAAGCCCGAAAUCAUACUCAUGGACAUAAACAUGCCAAUCAUGGACGGAUUCGAAGCAACACGAGCGAUACGCAAUUUUGAACAAUCCGCAAAGGUACCGAGAGCUGCCAUUAUUGCUGUCACUGGUUUAGGGGAUACAAAUGCACAAGACGAAGCGUUCGCAUGUGGCAUGGAUGUCUUUUUGACUAAGCCUUUGCGCAUGAAAGACUUACUUGAAGUGUUUGCAAGCUUGGACUUGUGAUAUACAUUUAGAGUUUACGAAAACGACAGACACGGAAAUCAGCAUCGAGAACACGA